Messenger RNA from Colletotrichum spaethianum, 1356 nucleotides. Its product is annotated as nucleus export protein brr6. Gene Ontology annotation, cellular component: nuclear membrane; nuclear envelope. The transcript is spliced from 3 exons. Bases 1 to 1356 code for a protein of 451 amino acids. Lineage: Eukaryota; Fungi; Ascomycota; Sordariomycetes; Glomerellales; Glomerellaceae. The record is from RefSeq and is a predicted model, not a curated record. Gene Ontology annotation, biological process: nuclear envelope organization; lipid homeostasis.
AUGGAUCGCCGAACUUACGAAAGCCCCAUGGAAUGGGAAUAUCAGGACCGAGGCCCUCUAGAUGCGACCAGCCCGUUUUCACAAGUUGCAAAGAGCAACACUCAGAACAACAUCACUCUUCUCCCCAGGAUACAGAGCAGCAACACGGCGCCACCGUUCCGAAACCCGGCUUUCACCACCCCGCGCAAACCCUUUGACGAGAGUGCCUUUUCGGAGGCUUCAGGCGCAGAAUCGAGCCCCGCUUUGACCGAAAAUUCCGAGCUUCCAGAUGAUACCCCCGACGUCGACAGAUACGGAGACACGAACAUGGGCACCAUUACGCCUUCCAAGAUUGACAAGAGCUUCCGCUAUGGCAAGGCCGGUCUCCAGUCAUCCAAGCGCCAUGCGCCGGGCAAGGGAGAGAUCCCUAGAAGUGCACGAGAAUACCCCGCCAUAAGGAAGCGGAAGCGACACAACCUGGACAGAGAUGUCGGAAGCGUACGCUAUCACGGCUCACAAGACUGGGAUGACUCGGAAGACGACUCGGACGAUGAUGGAUCUCGCUCGGCGGGAGCUCGCGGGGGCAAGGGCAGCAAGAAGAAGAACAAGAACGGCAGCGGCUGGAUCAGCAAUCUAUUCCACACUCUGGAGGAACACCCCAACGCCCCCGAAAAUCUCUAUCGCUGGAUCCAACUUUUGGUCAACUGCAUCAUUGUGUCGGCCUUUGUCUUUUUCUGCUGGUCCAUCUUGGACACCGUUCGGUCGGAUAUUCGAACCGCCAACGACGCGGCUCGUCUGGAAAUCGAAAAUAGGAUGGCUGAGUGCCGGACCGAAUACCAGUUGAAUGAAUGCGCCAAGAAGGACCGGCCUGCAUUGAAGGCAAUGUGCGACGAAUGGUAUGAGUGCAUGAUCCAGGAUCCUUCUGCCAUUAUGAGGGUUCGAGUCACUGUCAAGCAAAUCGCGGAAAUCUUGAACGAAUUCGCCGGCGCCAUGCAAGUCAAGGCCUGGGUGUUCUUCUUCGGCAUCCUUCUCUUGUGCAUCGUCGCCAACAACCUGACAUUGGGCCGGAUGGCAAACAAUGCUGGCCCCACCCACCCGGCUCCGUCACACCGCGCUGCGCCUGUUGCUGCUCCGGAACCAUCGGUAAUCCCGGAGCCUUCGCAGGCGUACAUGUGGGUUCCUAUUCAAACACCGUCACACCGCCGUCACAUCCAGUAUGACAACGACGACACCGACACGGACGCAUCGCCGCCAAAGAUGAAGUCGAUUAUGCCGCCCCGGACGCCUUCCGCACGUCGUAGUCCAAGCAAAGGUGAUCGGGAUCGACUGCGUAGCCCGACUAAGUAUGGAGGACUCAGUCCCAUCAAGGGGUACUGA